Messenger RNA from Tarenaya hassleriana, 826 nucleotides. Its product is annotated as histidine-containing phosphotransfer protein 1. Gene Ontology annotation, cellular component: cytoplasm; nucleus. Gene Ontology annotation, molecular function: protein histidine kinase binding; histidine phosphotransfer kinase activity. Gene Ontology annotation, biological process: phosphorylation; phosphorelay signal transduction system; cytokinin-activated signaling pathway. The record is from RefSeq and is a predicted model, not a curated record. The transcript is spliced from 6 exons. NCBI's taxonomy places the organism in Eukaryota, Viridiplantae, Streptophyta, Magnoliopsida, Brassicales, Cleomaceae. The coding region runs from base 188 to 652 and encodes 154 amino acids.
UUUGGAUUCUCAUAUUCGAAUUUACCCCAAGAAAAAAACAGGUUUUUGAGAGAGAGAAUCUGUUCCUUUCUCUAUUCUUUUCGUUGGUGAAGUGACUCCGUCCUGUAUUCACAGAGAAAUAGAGGGAGAGAGAACAAGAACACCCACAGAGAGAGAGAGAGAGAGAGAGAGAGAGAGAGAGAGAGAGAUGGAGUUGACACAGAUGCAGAGGAGCUUACUCGACUACACAAAGACGUUGUUCGAGCAGGGGGUUUUGGACAGCCAGUUCUUGCAGCUGCAGCAACUUCAAGAUGAAAGCAACCCAGAUUUUGUCGCAGAAGUCGUCAAUCUCUUCUUCCAAGAUUCUGAAAGGCUUCUCAAUGAUCUCACCCUUGCCCUAGGUCAACCAGCAGUAGACUUCAAAAGGGUUGAUGCCAAUGUUCAUCAACUCAAAGGCAGCAGCUCCAGCAUAGGAGCUCAGAGAGUUAAGAACGCAUGUGUCGUUCUUCGUAACUCCUGCGAGGAACACAACUUAGAAGCGUGCCAUAGAUGCCUGCAGCAAGUGAAGCAGGAGUACUGUCUUGUGAAGAACAGGUUGGAAACGCUGCUCAAGCUGGAGCAGCAGAUCGUGGCGUCUGGUGGGUCGAUCCCUGCAAUGGAGAUUGGUUUCUGAAAUCUAAUAAUGGUUAGAUCGUUCUGCUGCUUCACUUCCAUGGUUGUUGGAACUAUUGGAACCCUUUGUCUUUUGUGUUCUGUCGAAACUCUCUCUCUGUGUUCUUGUGUUGGAUGCAAUCUAUUCAUAAAAACCCUACUAGGGUUUUCUUUAAUCCAACUUGCGGUAAAAUUA